UCGGUCGGAGCCCGCUGCACUGUAUUGAUUAACGACUCCCUUUGUCUGGUCUGACGUUCCACAUCGACGCACUCCUUGCUCCUUGUUUCUGCGAAUACCCCCUUCUCGUUGUUCCCCGUUUGUAACGAUUGUCCUUGCGUUCUGCUCGCAUUUGGGGCUUGCUUUGAGUGCCCAAGUCUAUUUCACGCGUACAACCGUUUAAUCUCCUAUCAUUAACCAUGGCCUACCAAAGCGCUGGCAACCAUUCGCCUCCGGGCUACGAUGAAGGCGCCGCCGGUCAUGGCCUCCAAGAUAUUGGUCAUGGUAACAACUACGAAGAGGAAGCAUCCCAUGGGUUGUUAGCCAACCAACAAGGCCCUUUCACCGGUCCCUUUGAUGACCCUCAGCAGCGAGGUCUGUCGCCCCAGCGCCCAACUUCGGGCUACAGCUUGACCGAAACCUAUGCCCCAGACGCCGCCUACCAUGAUCCCUACAGCGGUGGUGCGUCGGUCUACUCCGCACAGUCAGGAGAGAAUCCGGCGGCCGCCUUUGGGGUCCCUGGUCGGGUCGCUUCGCCCUAUGCGCGCAGUGAAACUUCGUCGACAGAGGCUUGGCGCCAGCGCCAGGCACCUGGAGGUGCCAACGGUGGGGGCGGCGGUGGUGGAGGUGGCAAUCUUCGCCGUUAUGCGACCAGAAAGGUCAAGCUGGUGCAGGGCUCAGUCCUGAGUGUCGACUACCCCGUGCCCAGCGCUAUCCAGAACGCUAUCCAAGCGAAGUAUAGAAACGAUCUAGAGGGUGGUAGCGAGGAAUUCACGCAUAUGCGAUACACUGCUGCGACUUGUGAUCCGAAUGAGUUUACCCUUCACAACGGUUAUAACCUGCGUCCCGCCAUGUACAACAGACACACCGAAUUGCUAAUUGCGAUCACCUAUUACAACGAAGACAAGACCCUGACAGCCCGUACUCUGCACGGUGUCAUGCAGAACAUUCGGGAUAUCGUCAACCUCAAGAAGUCAGAAUUCUGGAAUAAGGGAGGCCCUGCCUGGCAGAAGAUCGUGGUCGCCUUGGUCUUCGACGGUAUCGACCCUUGUGAUAAAGAUGUGUUGGAUGUGCUGGCCACGGUCGGUGUCUACCAAGACGGUGUCAUGAAGCGUGACGUUGACGGCAAGGAAACGGUUGCUCACAUUUUCGAAUACACGACUCAGCUUUCCGUCACUCCCAAUCAGCAGCUCAUUCGGCCUACCGAUGACGGUCCCAGCACCCUUCCUCCCGUGCAGAUGAUGUUCUGUCUCAAGCAGAAGAACAGCAAGAAGAUCAACUCGCACAGAUGGCUCUUCAACGCUUUCGGCCGCAUUCUUAACCCCGAGAUCUGUAUUUUGCUCGAUGCCGGAACCAAGCCCGGUCCCAAGUCUCUCCUCGCUCUGUGGGAGGCUUUCUAUAAUGACAAGGAUUUGGGAGGCGCUUGCGGUGAAAUCCAUGCCAUGUUGGGUAAGGGUUGGAAGAAUCUGGUCAACCCGCUCGUCGCAGCGCAGAAUUUCGAGUAUAAGAUCAGUAACAUCCUGGAUAAGCCUUUGGAGAGUUCCUUCGGUUACGUCUCGGUGUUGCCCGGUGCGUUCUCUGCCUACCGAUUCCGUGCGAUUAUGGGACGUCCCCUUGAACAAUAUUUCCACGGUGAUCACACCCUUUCCAAGCAACUGGGUAAGAAGGGUAUCGAGGGCAUGAACAUUUUCAAGAAGAACAUGUUCUUGGCUGAAGAUCGUAUUCUGUGUUUCGAGUUGGUCGCCAAGGCAGGCUCAAAAUGGCACUUGUCCUAUGUCAAGGCUUCGAAGGCCGAAACUGACGUGCCCGAGGGUGCUCCCGAGUUCAUCUCCCAGCGUCGUCGUUGGUUGAACGGUUCCUUCGCCGCCGGUAUCUAUUCUUUGAUGCACUUCGGCCGUAUGUACAAGAGUGGACACAACAUCAUCCGCAUGUUCUUCCUUCACAUCCAGAUGCUGUAUAACGUGUUCUCGACGAUUCUGACUUGGUUCUCUUUGGCUUCCUACUGGCUUACGACGUCCGUCAUUAUGGACCUGGUCGGAACUCCCAGUAACAGCAACGGUAACACGGGUUUCCCCUUCGGCACCACGGCGACCCCGAUUAUCAACACUCUCGUCAAAUACGCUUAUCUCGGCUUCUUGCUCUUGCAGUUCAUCCUCGCUCUGGGUAACCGGCCCAAGGGCUCCAAGUUCUCCUACCUUGCGUCUUUUGUGGUAUUUGGUAUCAUCCAGCUCUACGUUGUGGUCGACGCGCUCUACCUGGUCGUCCGCGCUUUCAGUGGAAGUGCUCCGAUGGACUUCGAUACUUCUCACGGUGUGGGCGCUUUCCUUGGCUCGUUCUUUGGGUCGACCGGUGCCGGUAUUAUCAUCAUCGCCCUUGCUGCCACCUUCGGUCUGUACUUCGUGGCCUCGUUCAUGUACAUGGACCCUUGGCACAUGUUCACCUCGUUCCCGGCGUAUAUGGCCGUGCAGUCGUCGUACAUCAACAUCCUGAACGUCUACGCCUUCAGCAACUGGCACGAUGUGUCCUGGGGUACCAAGGGAUCGGACAAGGCUGAUGCGCUGCCUUCGGCCAAGACGACCAAGGAAAACGAUGGCAAGGAGGCUGUGAUUGAGGAAAUCGACAAGCCCCAGGCGGAUAUCGACAGUCAAUUCGAGGCGACGGUGAAGCGGGCUCUGACGCCUUAUGUGGCACCCGUGGAGAAAGACGAGAAGAGCUUGGAUGAUUCGUACAAGAGUUUCCGUACCCGCCUGGUGACGUUCUGGAUCUUCAGUAAUGCGCUGCUUGCGGUUUGUAUCACUAGCGACGGUGUGGAUAAGUUUGGCUUCACGAACUCUGCUACGAACCGGACUUCGCGUUUCUUCCAGGCCCUCCUGUGGUCCAACGCUGUUGUCGCACUCUUCCGUUUCAUCGGAGCCUGCUGGUUCUUGGGUAAGACGGGAGUGAUGUGCUGCUUCGCGCGGCGGUAG
Messenger RNA from Aspergillus homomorphus CBS 101889, 2984 nucleotides. RefSeq names its product chitin synthase class III (gene chsG). Bases 219 to 2984 code for a protein of 921 amino acids. Gene Ontology annotation, molecular function: chitin synthase activity. NCBI's taxonomy places the organism in Eukaryota, Fungi, Ascomycota, Eurotiomycetes, Eurotiales, Aspergillaceae. The transcript has 6 exons. The record is from RefSeq and is a predicted model, not a curated record. Gene Ontology annotation, cellular component: cell septum; cell periphery.